This is a messenger RNA of Daucus carota subsp. sativus, 1166 nucleotides long. RefSeq lists its product as uncharacterized. The transcript is spliced from 10 exons. Lineage: Eukaryota; Viridiplantae; Streptophyta; Magnoliopsida; Apiales; Apiaceae. Bases 143 to 988 code for a protein of 281 amino acids. The record is from RefSeq and is a predicted model, not a curated record.
AUUACUCUAUAAAAUAUAUAAAAAAAAAUCUCUGACUCUCUCUCUCAAGAUCCCUCUUUCAAUGGUGUUUUGAAAUCAGCUGCGUUGGAUUCUUCGUUACAAUCGAGGCGAGGCUUGUAUAUCUAUCUGUAUCUAUAUUCCUAUGGCUGCUCCCUUCUUCUCCACGCCUUUUCAGCCUUUCGUGUAUGAGAGUCCACAAGAAGCUGUAACACCUUUCCAGAUAUUGGGUGGAGAGGCUCAAAUAGUUCAGAUCAUGUUGAAACCACAAGAGAAGAUUAUAGCCAAGGCAGGUUCCAUGUGUUACAUGUCCGGGCAGAUUGUAAUGGAGAAUGUUUUCGUCCCUGAAAAUGAAGCUGGUGUGUGGCAGUGGCUUUUUGGCAAGAGUUUGAGUAACAUAGUCUUCCUCAAUUCUGGUACAAGUGAUGAGUUUGUUGGUAUUGCUGCACCUUCACUUGCAAGAAUUCUCCCGAUUGAUUUAGCAUUGUUUGGCGGUGAGCUGUUAUGCCAGCCAGAUGCAUUCCUGUGUUCUAUCAAUGAUGUGAAAGUCAACAAUGCAGUUGAUCCUAGGGCACGCAAUGUUGUACCUGGUGUAGAGGGAUUUUUGAGACAAAAACUUUCUGGCCAAGGACUUGCAUUCAUUGUUGGUGGUGGAACUGUUGUGCAGAAAAGUCUUGAGGUGGGUGAAGUUCUUUCUGUUGAUGUCUCUAGCAUCAUUGCACUGUCAGGAACGGUAAAUGUACAAGUCAAAUAUACUGGUCCCAUGAGAAGGGUGGUGUUUGGGGUUGAGAAUGGAGUAACAGCUGUACUAACAGGGCCUGGUAUCGUCUUCAUACAGAGUAUGCCUUUCCAUAGACUGUCUCAACGCAUAGCUAGGGCGGUGGCGUCCCCAAACAUGAGAGACAACCCUAAGUUCUUCUUCCAGAUAGCUGUGUUCUUCUUCUUAGCGUAUGUGGUGAUUGUAUCAUCCUUGAUAUUGACUGACAUAUGAACAUUCUAUGGUGUGCUUUACUUGGAAUAUCUUAUAGAGUUUAUGAUAUCUCGGAAAGCCUUACUGUAACUUCUAGUUUCUUUCCGGGCAGUUUUUUCUUUAAAGCUUUGUAGUACAAUGGCGAGAAGUUUGUAAUUUUUGUAUAUUGGUUGAUAUUUAUACAUACAGGUUCAGAGAC